Manis javanica (Malayan pangolin) is the source of this 1919-nucleotide messenger RNA. RefSeq names its product serpin family B member 7 (gene SERPINB7). Gene Ontology annotation, biological process: negative regulation of endopeptidase activity. Lineage: Eukaryota; Metazoa; Chordata; Mammalia; Pholidota; Manidae. Gene Ontology annotation, molecular function: serine-type endopeptidase inhibitor activity. The record is from RefSeq and is a predicted model, not a curated record.
CAUGAACUAAGUGGAAGGCAGGCCCUGGAGUGAAACUUACCCAGUCUGCAAGGUAAAAGAAAAGAAUUCUCCCAGGACCUGGACCCUUAUGAACGAUGGCUGAUCUGGCUGCCCUCCAUUCCACAAUGGCCUCUCUUCCUGCAGCAAAUGCAGAAUUUUGCUUCAACCUGUUCAGGGAGAUGGAAAACAGCCACGGAAGCGUGAACGUGUUCUUUUCCUCUCUGAGCAUCCUCACUGCUCUGGCCAUGGUCCGACUGGGCGCGCGAGGUGACUGUGCGGCUCAGAUCGAUAAGAUACUUCACUUUGACACCAUCUCAGGACAUGGAAGCUCUUCUUCUAUUCAGCCAGGACUCCAUUAUCAACUGAAAAGAGUUCUCUCUGAUAUAAACACAUCUCACCAGGGUUACCAACUCAGCAUCGCCAAUGGGCUUUUUGUGGAAAAAAUAUUUGAUAUUCAUAAGAACUAUACCGAGAGUGCUGAAAAAUUAUACAACGCCAUAGUAGAACGAGUUGACUUUACAAAUGAUAUAGUAGAUACCAGAUAUAAAAUUAAUAAGUGGAUUGAAAAGAAGACAAAUGGCAAAAUCAGGAACAUCUUUCAAGAAGGUAGCAUAAGCUCGUCGGCUGUAAUGGUGCUGGUGAACGCGGUCUACUUCAAGGGCAAGUGGGAGUCAUCUUUCCCCAAGAAUGAAACCCUGAGGUGCCGUUUCCGGUCUCCCAAGUGUCCUGGGAAAACAGUCGCCAUGAUGCAUCAAGAAAAGAGAUUCAACUUGGCUGUCAUUAAGGACCCACCCAUGAAGGUUCUUGAGCUCAGAUAUGAUGGUGGCAUACGCAUGUACAUAAUGCUACCCGAGAACGACCUCUCCCUGAUUGUAAACACACUGACCUUUCGGAAUCUAAUGGACUGGACCAACCCAAGAAAAAUGAGCUCUCAAUAUGUCAAGGUGUUUCUUCCUCAGUUCAAGAUAGAGAAAAAUUAUGAUAUCAAACACUAUUUAAAAGCUUUAGGGCUGACAGAUAUCUUCGACGAAUCCAGAGCCGAUCUCUCGGGUAUAGCUGCAGGAGGUCGCCUGUACGUGUCGAAACUGAUGCACAAGGCAUACAUAGAGGUCACGGAGGAUGGCACGGAGGCGGCCGCUGCCACGGGAAGUGACAUCAUGGAGAAGCGACUUCCGGAGUCUACGGUGUUCAGGGCUGAUCACCCAUUCCUGUUCGUCAUCAGGAAGGAUGACGUCAUCUUGUUUAGUGGCAAAAUCUCUUGCCCUUGAAAACCCAGUUGGUUUCUCACACAGUCCCAGCAACAUCAAGGAACCGUUACAGGUGAAUAGAUUCGAGUUUAAUUAGAAGCAUGUGGUAUUGCCUUUGAGUUUACAUCCUUCUAACACUGGCAGAUGAUUUUUGAUGACUUGACCCUUCUCAGACAUGGGGUCGGUUGUCUUGCUCUCUGUUCUUAGCAUGUCUACCACCACCCACCUCCCCCGUUUCUUCCUAGGGCUCUUCCUACUGCAAUUAUUUCUACCAGUUUCCCAUGUGCACACAGAUCUGGGCGUCCCCUCUGGGAACUGCGGAGGGCUCCUCUGGUAAUGACCGUGCGGAAGCAGCCCUGGGGAUCUUUCUUGGAACCCCACUUAACUAACCACAGAUACUCUAGUUUCAUUAGAAAUCAUCUAGGAAGUAAGCCCCACUGCUGGAAAUAAGUGUGAAGAAUAACUUUUUCUGCUGACCUAAGAAAACAGAGUUUACUCUAACACAUCUGAUUUUAAAUCAUGGUCUAAUCUAGAUGCUAACAAAUACAGACUGGGGAUUGGGGGCCAACCAAAAUAUCUCAUUAAUAACUUAAAGUUGAUAUCUUUUGUCUUUUCCUGAUAGAUACUUUACAUGUACAUAGUUUUUCAAAUAUUAAAUACCUUUUAACUGUU